This is a messenger RNA of Cercocebus atys (sooty mangabey), 1892 nucleotides long. Its product is annotated as SH3 domain and tetratricopeptide repeat-containing protein 1-like. NCBI's taxonomy places the organism in Eukaryota, Metazoa, Chordata, Mammalia, Primates, Cercopithecidae. The record is from RefSeq and is a predicted model, not a curated record. Gene Ontology annotation, molecular function: protein binding.
AUGCUCAGAUGCAUGGGCAUUUCUGCAGGCCCCCAGGCUGGCCCUUCUGCAGGGCAGAGAGGCACGCUCGAGCUGAAAUCAAGAUGCAUGUCUGCCUCUUCUCUUUACUGCUGUUUCGUCUCUGAGCUGCCUUCAACGUCUAGGAGCUUGGUGGGUGUAGACACAUUACGUGCCGGAGAUCCUACAUGCUCCAGGCCCCGGGUGUUUUUGCGACUUGCAGAAAUACCUCCACCUUGCCUGGGCCUGGAGCCACAGGAGACCCUACUGAAGGUGAAGAAUGUUCUGGAACAAUGCAGGACCUGCCCAGGCUGCCCCCUGGAGCCAGCGUCCUGGGGUCUCUGUGCGGCACCCAGCAACGUGAGCUUGCAGGACCCCAAGGAGCCCUCCUUCUGCUUGGAAACUGAGGAUGACUGGAAGGACCCAGAGGCCCUGAGCUCACUGCUGCUGUUCCUGAACGCCCCCGGGUACAAGGCCAGCUUCCAUGGCCUCUAUGAUGUGGUGUUGCCAUGGCUGAGCAGCAUGUUCUGCAGCUUUAGCGACGAGGAGGAACUGACUGGGCGCCUGGCACAGGCCCGAGGGGCGGCCAAGAACGCUGGCCUCCUCACGGCCCUGGCCAGACUCCGCUUCCUCCUGGCGCGGCUGUGCAGCAGGAGGCUCAAGCUGUCCCAGGCCCGGGUGUACUUUGAGGAAGCACUGGGGGCCCUGGAGGGCAGAAUUUACCGGAAGCAGAACCGGGAGAAGUGUACACAGGUGGUUCCCAAAGUCAUGGCCCUGCUCCUGGGGAUGCCCGGCCACAUCUGCAGCACCGAGGUGGAGGGGGAGCUCCUGCAGCUGGCGCUGCAGCAGGCGGUGGGUGGCCAGAGCCUGCAAGCCGAGGCCCGGGCCUGCUUCCUGCUGGCCAGGCACCACGUGCACCUCAAGCAGCCCGAGAAGGACCUGCCCUUCCUAGAGCAGCUGCUGCUUUUGCACAGGGACUUGGGAGCCCCAGAGGCUGCGUGGCUCUCAGACUGCUCCCUCCUCCUGGCUGACAUCUACAGCCGCAAGUGCCUGCCCCACCUGGUGCUGAGCUUUGUCAAGGUGGCCUCAUCGAGGACACAGGACUCCCUGGCCGGCUCGUUGAGGCGUGUGAACCUGGUGCUCCAGAAUAGGCAAGCACGGCGCGGGGGCCUCCGAGCCCAGCCAGCCUUGCUUCGAUGCUGGGAGACUAACGUCUUCCAUUUUGUCUUCUGCCCAGGCCAGCUGCGGUCCGUCCAGCGGCUGUGCUACUUCUACAGCACCGUCAUGCCCAGCGAGGCCCAGUGUGUCAUCUACCAUGAGCUCCAGCUCUCCCUGGCCCGCAAGGUGGCCGACAAGGUGCUGGAGGGGCAGCUCCUGGAGACCAUCAGUCAGCUCUACCUGUCCCUGGGUACCAAGCGGGCCUACAAAUCCACUCUGGACUACACUAAAUGAAGUCUGGGGAUUUUCAUUGAUCUUCAGAAGAAAGAGAAGGAGGCGCGUGCCUGGCUGCAAGCAGGGAACAUCUAUUACAGCUGCCUACAGCAGAGCGAGCUGGUGGACCUGUACAUCCAGGUGAGUGGCAAGGGAUGCAGGAGGACCCCUGUGCUGUUCACUCUCUGUCCAUCCACCCAUCCAUUUAUCCUUCCAUCAUCUAUUUACCUGUUCAUCCAUCCAUCCAUCCAUCCAUCCAUCUGUCCAUCCAUCCAUCCAUCAUUCAUCCAUCCUUUUCUCAUCCAUCUAUUCACCCGUCUAUCCAUUCAUUCACCUGUCCAUCCACCCAUCCAUUCAUCCUUCCAUCAUCUAUCUGUUUACCUGCUCAUCCUUCCAUCCAUUCAUCCAUCAUCCAUCCAUUCUUCCAUCAUCUUCCCAUAUACCUGUGGGUCCUUCCAUCUAUC